Messenger RNA from Nannizzia gypsea CBS 118893, 2109 nucleotides. RefSeq names its product HMG-box transcription factor. The transcript has 3 exons. Gene Ontology annotation, biological process: negative regulation of transcription by RNA polymerase II; cell differentiation; anatomical structure morphogenesis. NCBI's taxonomy places the organism in Eukaryota, Fungi, Ascomycota, Eurotiomycetes, Onygenales, Arthrodermataceae. Gene Ontology annotation, molecular function: RNA polymerase II cis-regulatory region sequence-specific DNA binding; DNA-binding transcription factor activity, RNA polymerase II-specific. The record is from RefSeq and is a predicted model, not a curated record. The coding region runs from base 1 to 2109 and encodes 702 amino acids.
AUGUUUUCCCGGGCCAACCCAGACAAUAUUCGGACUCCCUCUAUGCCUCACGAUAGACUUCUCCCAAAGCCCGCCUUGUAUUAUGACUACUCGAGGCGAGAUGUGCCGACCCCUGAGUCUACGACACCACUGGCUCACAGGGUAAUUACCCAAGGUCUCUCUUCUGGCUUUGAUUCUGAAGAGAAUUUGGCUUCGCCAAGAGCAUCGCAAAUGACAGGAAUGGAAGCAAUCUCACAUGUUGCACUAUGUGAUUAUAAAGAUAACAUAUCUGUUUUGUCGAAGUUACCAGUGCUUGUUCAAGCAGAAACGGCUCGGUCAUCUAUGGAGAUAGAUGCAUGUCUCAUCAAGCCAGAAACUGCUCACCAAGAGUGUUCUACUUCACCAUAUUCCCCCAAGUCUGAUUUUACAGAGGAAUCCAAUGUUCAGUUUUGUUUAUGUGGACCAGAACCGAAAAUUCCCCGUCCAAGAAAUGCAUUUAUUCUAUUCCGACAGCACUUGCAAAGCUCUGUUGUUGCAGAAAACCCGGGCCUACCAAACCCAGAUAUAUCAAAGAUCAUCGGAAAGAUAUGGAAGGGGCUUCCGUUGAAAGACCAAGAGCCGUGGAAGAAACAUGCAGAUGAAGAGAAGGCAAGGCAUUUGCAGAAAUACCCAGGCUACCGAUAUCAACCACGACGGCCUGGCCGCAAGAGGAGAAACACGAGUACGGUUGGGCCUACGGUAAAAGUAGAUAUUUCUGGCACAUCGAUUUGUAGUCGAUGUGGCGGGAAGCCCAUGAAACCACCUUCAACCCCGUCCACCCCUUUCAUUCCGAACUUCAAUGAUCAGAUGGACAAUGUGCAAGCUCCUCCGUCCCACCCGGAGGAAAUACAACAUACACAAGGCCGCCGCCUGAAGUUGGAGAAUAUCCCUAGCCCUAUUAAUGCCACGUACGAAGAAAGCUGGCGUCCAGCUCCGCUUCAUGAUGAGAGUAUACCACCUCAAUCCCCAUGCAUUAAGCGACGGCGCAGCGAAGAAAGGGAGAUUUACCCAUCAAUCCGCCAUCAUUUAGGUCCUGAUGAUUACCUGUCCAAGAUAACAACUUUGCCCCGUCCAGAGCUGACUCAACGCGUUCAUUCGCCUAAUUAUAUUUGGGGUUCUCAGUCGCAUUAUUCAAACUCAGUACCUGCGUCUCCCCAUGAUCCAAGCCUGGUUCUCCCACCACUAAAGAUAGCAACCCCAAGUUACCCCCAUGGUCUAGCAAAUCUGGAAGAACAGCCAAAGGCUGUUUCGUUCUUAGAUAAGAUAAGACUUUUAUCCAAAGGUUCUCCUCCAUUCGCAUCGUGCUCUACCCCAGAGUCUGGGCAACCUGAGGGUGCUGUUAUUGCUAUCGAAGGCUAUGAUUCAGAAUCAGUAGCAUGCGUCACCGAAUAUUUGAACAAUUCUCUUUCUUGUGACGACGGUGGAAAUGUCAGAAUAUUCAAAAGACCAGAGUCAGGCAAUCCGACGGCGUCAGAGGAUACACGAAAGGCUGCUGGGAAUUUCCUUGAGACCAUCUUUUCCUGGUAUAAAAUAUCCGGUACCAUAAUUGAGUUCCUGAAUGACCGAUUUUUACCCGCAGCUCGAAGAUCAACGGUCGGAGAGACUGGGUCCCGCACUUCAUUGCAGUCAAUCUUACCCAAAACCGAAGACCUGAGUAUCUGUUCGACAGAACGGUCCGCUUCUGGUGAAACUAUCUUUACCCCUGAACCUGAAGAAGCAGUGCAUACGCCUACAUCAUCCUCUUGCAACAGUGACUCUACAUUCCGUGUUGCCCUAGUCCCACACUAUCAAUUAGCUACCACGGAAUCUCAUGUCAAUUCGACGCCACGCAAUCGCUCGCACGAUCUUACAGAUUACUGGGAACGCAUGGCGAUGCAGUGGGGGAGCUGUGUCGGGCCAGACAUCACCGUAUUUAUACAGGACUGCGACCAAGCUGAGAUGAACAGAUAUGGCUCUGGGAACCCGGUUGAGAACCGUUUAAAUGAUGUUCGUACGCUGGUGAUCAGACGCCUUGCUGGUAGCACCGAGGGUAUCGAUGAAAGGGCACUAAGAAGAGUUGGAUUCGAGGUCAAAGAGUUCCUCAGGAAAUGA